GAUGAUACAGCAUUGCGCGGUAUGAGCUCAGAAAUGGAACAAAAGAAAUCAUCCUAAAACAGGGAAUGGUGGGAGCACGAAUGUGGAAAGUAUAGAAGUUAUUUUGAACCCAUUAGCAAAGGCAAAUCACUCUUUGGGCCCUGAUUUAAAGGGUAGUCUUUUGGCAAAUUUGCUGUAAGCGCGUUGCUCCCCACCAAAGCCAGCUACAGGGGAGGGACUGCCGAUUUCUCGACUUUGCAGCUCUGAAUGAAGGGGAGGGGGUCCGUAGACCGAAAUUGAUGGUAGUGGGCUACUGAGGAAGACUACUCCUCUUGAUAUUAAAGACAAAAUACACAUUUCAGUCGAACACAGCAGAGUUGGUGAAACGGGACGGUGGUGAAACAUGGAGAUGUCUGAGGGGCUGUCACAGCAGGAGAGACUCCAGGCUAUAGCGGAGAAGAGGAAGAGGCAGACAGAGAUUGAGAAUAAGAAGAGGCAGCUGGAAGAUGACAGGAGACAGCUCUCUCACCUCAAGCAAAAAUCCCUGAGGGAAAGAUGGCUGCUGGAUGGAGCUGCUGGCUCGGAGCAGGACGAGGCCAAGAAACAGCUUGUGGAGGACGAGGCCAAGCUCAAGGGUAUGGAGGAGAACAUCAUUAGAAUGGAGCAGGAACUGGAGGUGCUGGAGACGGGCGUGUCGGCGACCUCUACCAAAGAGAGCCUGACAGACGCAGCAACGAAAGAGGAAGCCAAGACAGCAGACAACAAAGCUCCGGCAGGCACUGUGCACGAGGUCAAGGGAGUUACAGAGGUCAAGGAAGUAGUCAAAGUGCACACCAGCCCUCAUCUGGAAAUGUCUGGAGGUGCCUCAGAUAGGAUGAGAGCAGAGGUCAAGGAAGUGCUCAAAGUGCCCAACAGCCCUCGUCUGGACAUGUCCGGAGGUGCCUCAGAUAUGACGAGAGCAGCGAUGUACUCAGUAGAGAUCACCGUUGAGAGGGACAAUGUCACAGGCGAGACUAAGGUGUUGUCCACCAACACCCUACUGCCUAUUAACCUCUCUGGGCAAGGGGUCAAGGUGUAUGAGGAUUACCAGAAAGUGGUACACGAGGUGAACGGGGAGAACGGGGUCCACCAGCUCAGCGCCAAUGAGGUGGACGAGCUCAUCCACAAAGCCGAUGAGUCCAUGAUGAGCGACGCCACCACCGCUGGCGCCACCUCCACUGCCCCCGUCGUCCCCACCGAUGCUGAGUUAGCCGCGGAGCAGCAGACGACACCACAGAAGGAGAUCACUGGCAUGGAGGCCAAGGCGGGCGGCGCCAGUCCCCAGCCAGGUGGAGGCGAGGUGGAGGCCAGUGCUGAGAACCCCGUCACCAUGGUGUUCAUGGGCUACCAAAGCGUGGAGGAUGAGGCGGAAACCAACAAGGUGCUGGGCCUGGAGGGCACCGUCAAGGCCCAGCUGGUGGUCAUCGAGGACGGCGAGGGCAAGAAUGUGACGGUGGGGCCCAACCCCGCCACUGUGACCGUCACCGAGGGAGGCACCAAGGAAGAGCAGUCGCCCCCGCCCAACGGCAGUGCCGCCGACCCCGUUAAGACCCCCCAGGAGAAGGCCCCCGGGGGGGAGAAGGGGAGCGAGCCAGAGGGGGGCGCCACUGAGCUCAACAAUAAGGAAAAGCAGCCCUGCAAGUGCUGCACCAUUAUGUGAGCCACCGUUGUGUGGCCACAUUCCCCCCGGGAUUUGACUUUUCAAGGAGAAAUGACAAACCAACAACAACCAUAGCGUGAAAAAAAACAACAUAAACUCACCCCUUUCCCGUUAGCCCCCCUCCCGACAAAAAAAGGCAUAAAUGUUCUGUAUCUUUUGAUAGCCGGCUGGUGUUUCCCAACUUCAUUUUCAUCUCUUGUUUUAUAUAUUUCAUUUCAUUUUUCUCCUUUCAUUCUUUUAACUUUUGUAUUAUUUUGGGUUGUGAUUAAAACGGAUGGUGCCAAAGGCGAGUCAUCCCUGCGUUUUCACACUUUGAGGUUUCUAACGGAGAGAGGAGAUAGAAAAGGAAAGAUAGAGGGAGAGAAAGACAGAGGAACUGGUUCGUUCACACACCCAGCAUUGUCCAACAAGCUUUUUUUUAAUGACAUCUCUAAUACACCGUCAUGAGUUUUGUAAUCUUAACUUUCUGUAUGAAGGACAGAUAUAUGUCUCUGUAUAUCUAAAUAUCUAAAUUCUUUAUUUUAAAGAUAUAUUUAUUUGACUUUUUUUAUUUUUUGAAAAAGCCCUGACAGAAGCAUGUUAUACAUUGUGCUUUCUGUCCUCUGCUAGUGCAUUUUAGAUAAAAACAUGGGGAAAUAUUUAUGACUGAUAAAGCUGUUAGAGAAUUCUCUUGGAUUUUGUUUUCCAGAAAGAAAAAAAAAGAAAGGGGACUUUGGAAUUUCUGAGACAGACACCAACCACACUGCUAUUUGGAAGUGACAUGCAAUGAGACGUGAUAUUGAUGACGUCAUUGUACUGUGUGCGUGUGUGUAUGGAUAUCCGUGCGUGGGUGUAUGAGCAUGCAUGGAUGUGUGUUUGAAUGUGUGUGUUGGAUUACAAUGGCCUCAUUGGUCCUUAUAUCAUCCUACACUACACUACCCACAAUCCCCAUCACCUCUUUUCUUUCUGGAAGAAAAAACAAUACUCGCUUUUUUUUGUGUCAUUUUCCCGCGCCCAAAUCAACUACACUAGUUCGACAACACUUGUAAUGAAUUGAAUGCGUGAAGGUCUUUCAUACCGAAGCUUGAGACUGAUGAAAUGAAUGCCCCUGUGUAAGCCUUGACGUUUGUGUGGUUCACCCCCACUUAACUACAUUACCAAGAAUACAACUACCCCUUUAAAAUAAAUAAUGCCUUUGUGAUAACAGUA
Oncorhynchus masou masou (cherry salmon) is the source of this 2866-nucleotide messenger RNA. RefSeq names its product paralemmin-1-like. NCBI's taxonomy places the organism in Eukaryota, Metazoa, Chordata, Actinopteri, Salmoniformes, Salmonidae. The coding region runs from base 383 to 1678 and encodes 431 amino acids. The record is from RefSeq and is a predicted model, not a curated record. The transcript is spliced from 10 exons. Gene Ontology annotation, biological process: regulation of cell shape. Gene Ontology annotation, cellular component: membrane.